AUGGCUGAGAACCAAGAGCAGCCACCGGGCCCACCGCCGUCCACUUCAUCGUCACCCUUGAAAUCAGCUGCUCCUCCUCCUCCUCCUCCGCAGCGCCCUACGAUCACCCUCCCUCCGCGCUCCUCUUUCGAGACGCUCUUCAACUCCGGCGGCGCCAAUAGUGGGCCGGGUUUCGGCCUCGGCUUCAGCCCAGGGCCCAUGACGCUCGUCUCCAGCUUCUUGUCCGAUGGCGAAGACUGCAAGUCCUUCUCUCAGCUGCUCGCAGGAGCCAUGUCUCCGGCGGCCAGGCCGCCUGGCUUCCCUCAGCUCGAAGACCGAGGCUCCGGCGACGACAACUCCGAUUUCCGGUUCAAGCAGAACAGACCGUCGCCGAUGUUUUCGGUCCCGUCUCCGGGCUUGCUCGACUCGCCGGGGCUCUUCUCGCCUGGUCAGGGACCCUUUGGAAUGACACACCAGCAGGCCCUAGCACAGGUCACAGCUCAGGCUGCACAAUCCUCUUCCUAUUUCCAUAUCCCAACUGAAUACUCAUCUUCUUUAUCGACAGCGCCCGCCACAUCCUUGACACAGCUUCCAGCCUUUACUUCCAAUUCAACAGCACCCCAGGAGAUGCCAUCUGGACCAGCUGACUCUGGGGUGGCUAUAAAAGAAUCAUCUGACAUCUCCCAUUCUGAUCAGAGAUCCCAACCGUCUUCGUUUACGGUUGAUAAGCCUAAUGAUGAUGGAUACAAUUGGCGUAAAUAUGGGCAGAAGCAGGUGAAGGGCAGUGAGUUUCCUCGAAGUUAUUACAAAUGCACGCAUUCAAAUUGUCCUGUUAAGAAGAAGGUCGAGCGCUCAAUUGAUGGACAAAUAACUGAGAUUAUUUACAAGGGUGAGCACAACCAUGAACGUCCUCAGUCCAAGCGUGCAAAGGAUUCUGGAAAUCCGAUUGGAAACAUUCAGGCAAAUCCUGACUUAGCUUCCCAAGUUCAUGGUGGGCAUUUGAACAAAUCUAAGAAGGGUCAGGAAUCUAGCCAAGCAACACAUGAUCAUUUAUCUGGGACUAGUGACAGUGAGGAAGUAGGAGAUGCUGAAACCAGAGUAGAUGAAAAAGAUGAAGAUCAACCUGACCCAAAGAGACGAAAUACAGAGGUUAGGGCAGAGCCAGCUUCUUCACAUCGGACUCUGACAGAGCCUAGAAUCAUAGUGCAGACAACCAGUGAAGUCGAUCUUUUAGACGAUGGCUAUAGGUGGCGCAAGUAUGGGCAGAAAGUCGUCAAAGGCAACCCUUAUCCGCGGAGCUAUUACAAAUGCACGUUCCCUGCCUGCAAUGUACGUAAGCAUGUAGAGAGAGCCUCGACAGAUCCUAAAGCUGUCAUAACAACGUAUGAGGGAAAACAUAAUCAUGAUGUACCAGCUUCUAAAACUGGCAGCCACUACGCAGCCAACAACAAUGCCUCAAAUCUAAGAGCAGUCAACGCAGGAACUGAGAAGAUUAACAAGAUGGAUCUUAGAAACAGUGACCAACAGCCUAUAGCACGUUUACGCUUAAAAGAAGAACAAAUAACAUGA
Prunus armeniaca (apricot) is the source of this 1548-nucleotide messenger RNA. The record is from the annotation of a GenBank genome assembly. NCBI's taxonomy places the organism in Eukaryota, Viridiplantae, Streptophyta, Magnoliopsida, Rosales, Rosaceae.